Messenger RNA from Oppia nitens, 2542 nucleotides. RefSeq names its product conserved oligomeric Golgi complex subunit 5-like (gene fws). Gene Ontology annotation, biological process: intra-Golgi vesicle-mediated transport. Lineage: Eukaryota; Metazoa; Arthropoda; Arachnida; Sarcoptiformes; Oppiidae. The coding region runs from base 16 to 2529 and encodes 837 amino acids. The transcript is spliced from 4 exons. The record is from RefSeq and is a predicted model, not a curated record. Gene Ontology annotation, cellular component: COG complex.
UUUUGUGUGUGAAAAAUGAGUGCCGAAACCACUACUACUACUACUACUACUACUACUAGUGUUAAGACAAUUGUACAGACAUUGAGUACAACUGAUCCAUUGGUCAGACAAUUGAUUAGCGAUGACUUAUAUAAACAGUUUUUAGACGAUAGCUUUGACGAUAGUUCAAAGACUAUCACCACAGGUGCGGCUCAUUCAAUGUCCAUCAAUGAACAGAUAAUUAAGAUAAUGGCGGGCAUAGAUGUCCUUAACAAAUGUGUUCAGCAGUUAGUUGCCAACAAAUACGACGAUCUAUUGGUACAGUCGUGCAAAGUCGAUACAUUGCAAGAUGUACUCAAACAGAUGCAAAUGAAAAUCCAGUUACUAUUGACACAGAUCCAGAAGAUCCGAUCGAAACUGGUUGAUCCGUACGAUACAAUUUGCCGACAGAUUGCUGUACUGAAUAGACUGCAGGUUACCUGCGAUCUGUUAAGACAAUCGAUACGUAUUAUACAUUUGUUGAAAAGUCUUCGCGAUUGUCCAUUCGAUGUCGAAACCGAACCGUCGCUAUUGGCCCGACAGUUGACCAAAGCUGGUCAGUAUUUGUGUCAAAUUGAAGAUAUUGUAGCUCAAGACACCAAUGGAUGUCUCCAUAGGAUUGAUGUUAUCAAACAGGAUUUGAAAUCUAUUGGAGGACUUAAGCUAAGACUCAUUGAUCGUACGGAUCAGUUGAUGAGCAAAUCAUUGGACGAUCGAGAGAACGGGCAAUUGGCUGCUGCACUACAAGUAUACUAUAAUCUGAAUGUUUUGGACGAAAAAGUUGGACAACUUGUCGAUCAAAAACAAAAUCAAAUACGCAAAGCAAUUGCCACUGCAAUGGAUACGUCGGCACUGAGCCAAUCAAAGAGUUCGACGCCGGGCCGGGUUUUCAUACCGAUGACCAUCGCUCAGAGCAGUACAUUGCGGUCGACUUUGAGACAAAACUUGGAUACACUUAUCGAUAAGAUAUUUGAUAUGUUUUGUCAAAUCAAUUUGGUAUACAAAUUGCUUAACGAUGGAAGAGAUUCGCUAACCAACAGUAGUCUUGUGGAUCAGUUGACUGAUAGAAACAUUGAUGGACUGAACAGUUUCUGGACAUACGCAACAAAAUCAUUGUCGGAACAGUUAUGCAAAGCGGCUAACGAAUCGCAAGCAGUACGUCAGGCACUGGAAACUGAAUUUCCUAAUUAUCUCCAAUCGCUCGGCAAUCUAUGGCAACGUAUUGGUCGUGAGAAUCGGGAAAUAAAUGCCGAACGAAUAUUACGGUCAUCGGUUCAGGCUUUCGAAAGUGCAUACCUAUCACGAUCGCUGUCACUGCUAUUUGAUUCGGUAAACAAAGUGUUUGCCGACGCCAAAGAAUCGUCUUACGGCAACAGCGGAUCAAACACUACUACUACUUCAAGUGACUCAAACACUGCAUACUUGCAAACGGUUCCCUCGGAUAAAGACAUCAAACUUAUUGUCCGACAUAUUAGCGGUGAACUCCUGGCCAGCAGUGGCGAUAGUCUACUGUGUCAAUCGGUGGCCAAAAAUGUAUCGAAAACUAUCAACUUAUUUGUAUUGAAAUCGGAACAAUUGUCAUCGACCGACGGUAAUUCUACACAAGUAAUCGGUUCGUUUACGGCCAGUCAGCGGCUAAACUCGACAAUUGUCGACAGAUUGCAAAUGUUUCGCUUGAAAAUUACCAAUCUAUUGGCCACAACCAACUGUCCACCCGAUUAUCUGAAAUUAAUUGAACAAUCGUUGACAUCAAUCGAUAAUCUAAUGUACAAUACAUUGAAUCCGAUGUUUGAUAGUAUAAGCGAUGCCAUCGAAGCUAUUCUAUUGACAAUGCAUUCGGAAAACUAUAGCGAUGAUGACAAUUCAGGCAUCAAUGAUAAUGAAGUCAAACCUUCGCAAUACAUGAAAGAAUUGCAGACAUUUAUUGCCCGUAUUUCCAGUGAUUAUUUGUCCCAAUUUCCCGAUUGCGAUGUCACUAACAAAUGCGUCGAACGAGUGGCCAAUCGUACGAUCGAACUAUUUCUCAGACAUAUCUCAUUGGUUAGGCCACUGUCCCGUAGAGGUCGUAUGAUAAUAGCUGCCGAUUUUGCACAGUUAGAGAUGGCUCUGACACCGCUUUGUCAGCCGAUAUCACGACUCGGACGCCAAUAUCGUGUCCUCCGGUCGUUCAAACCGUUGUUGAUUCAGACACCCGAAUCAAUAGCCAAAUCGUGCGCUAUCGGCGAUCUGAUAGCCUAUCCGCUGAUCAUACAGUUUCUGAUCUCUAACUAUGCGCCCAAUGAGAUCAAGAGUGCCCAUCAUUAUAUGAAUUGGUCACUAACCAGAUAUAACAAAUGGUUGGAUCAGCACACGGAUGAUAUGGAAAGAUUGACAUUAAUUAAGAAUUCAUUGGAGUCGUACAUCAAGACUAUCCGUCAAUCAGAUGGCAAAUCGUUUGCAUCCGUUUAUCCUAUUCUUAUAGAACUAUUGCAAAAAGGAUUGCAAAAAUCAUCGGAGAUCACUACCAAUUGAUCCCAACAAUACU